AUGUCGAACUUGGCCAAAUUUUUUAAGGAUGACCUUCCUACUAUUGAAGAGGAUAAGGUGGAUGACGCUACCGCCUUCACUACUGUUGAAGCUUGGAAGCAUUAUGAUUUCCUAUGCCAAAGUUGCAUCCCGAAUGGAUUGUCAGAUGCAUUGUACAAAGAACUUCAACUAAUCAUUCAUGGAAUUCUUGCUGAAGGGAUGGUCAUAAGUGAAUCCUUUCAGAUUGCUACCAUUAUUGAGAAGCUACCCCCUUCUUGGAAUGACUUCAAGAACUACCUAAAACACAAAAGAAUGGAAAUGUCAAGGGAAGACCUGAUUGUUGCAAAAAAAGUUAGAGCUAACGAGGCUAAUGCUGUGGAAGAAAUUUCCAAGGAAAUGUCUAAUAUGGACUUAUGCGUUGUAAUUUUUGAAGUCAACACGGUUGACUCAAAUCCAAUAGAAUGGUGGUUUGAUACUGCUGCCACAUGUCAUAAAUGCUACGAAAAAUACUCAUUUUUUGAGUUGGUGCCUUGUGACAAAAGGGAGAAGCUCUAUAUGAACAAUGUUGCGGCUUCUAAGAUCAAUGGGAAGGGUACUGUGGUCUUGAAGAUGACUUCUAGAAAAGAAAUCAAGCUUCAAAAUGUGUUUUAUGUGCCUAACAUACGCAAGAACCUUGUUUCUGGUGCACUCCUAUGUGUACACGGCUUUAGGAUGGUGUUUGAAUCCCAAAAGCUAAUUUUGUCUAAAGGGGGAAUGUUUGUCGGAAGGGGAUAUGUAUUAAAUGAUAUGAGGAAACUUAAUGCAAUCUACAUAAAAGCAAAGACAAUGAAUAAGAAUGUCGUUUCUUCUUCUGCUUAUAUGUUUCAGUCAUUUAAUUAUUGCAUGAUUAAGAUGGUGAGAAGUGAUCGUGGUGGUGAAUAUGUUGAACCAUGUGGUGAAUAUGUUGAAUCAUGUGGUGAAUAUGUUGAACCAUUUGGUGAAUACUGUGCACAACAUAGUAUUAUUCAUGAAGUGACACCACCAUACUCUUCUUAA
Molecule: messenger RNA, 1014 nt
Organism: Gossypium raimondii (Peruvian cotton)
Lineage: Eukaryota; Viridiplantae; Streptophyta; Magnoliopsida; Malvales; Malvaceae
Exons: 4
Coding region: 1-1014 (337 amino acids)
Source: RefSeq, a predicted model, not a curated record